AUGUACUGCAUAUGUUUCUUCACCAUCUUUGGUGUUCUUCUAAUUGGCGAUCCAGUGAACCGUUGUCAAACCCGAGCGGCUUGGAAACACUUUCUGUUUAAGCAGCCGCUCUGGUCUCUGUCUUCCCUGCAGGUGCUGUCGCUGGGCGCUGACGUUCUGCCGGAGUACAAGCUCCAGACGCCGCGCAUCCACAAGUGGACAGUGCUGCACUACAGCCCGUUCAAGGCGGUGUGGGACUGGCUGAUCCUGCUGCUGGUGAUCUACACGGCCAUCCUCACGCCGUACUCCGCUGCCUUCCUGCUCAACGGAGACGAGGACAGCUCCGGGCAGAACUGCAGCUACUCCUGCAGCCCGCUCAACGUGGUGGACCUCAUCGUGGACAUCAUGUUCAUCAUCGACAUCAUCAUCAACUUCCGCACCACUUACGUCAAUGCCAACGACGAGGUGGUCAGCCACCCGCUGCGCAUCGCCGUGCAUUACUUCAAAGGCUGGUUCCUCAUCGACAUGGUGGCUGCCAUUCCCUUCGACCUGCUCAUAGACCGCACCGGGGAGGAGCUGGGUGCAGAGCCAACUCAGCAGACCACCCUGAUCGGGCUGCUCAAGACGGCGCGUCUUCUGCGUCUGGUGCGAGUGGCACGUAAACUGGACCGUUACUCUGAGUAUGGCGCGGCCGUCCUCUUUCUGCUGAUGUGCACGUUCGCUCUGAUCGCUCAUUGGCUGGCCUGUAUCUGGUUCGCCAUCGGGAACGUGGAGCAGAACCGCUCCAUCGGCUGGCUGCAUGCGCUCGGCGUGGAUCUGGGCAAACCACACAACAGCAGCAUCAGGGGAUCGGGACCCAGCAUCAAGGACAAAUACGUGACUGCUUUAUACUUCACCUUCAGCAGCCUGACCAGCGUGGGCUUCGGGAACGUGUCGCCCAACACCAACUCCGAGAAGAUCUUCUCCAUCUGCGUCAUGCUGAUUGGAUCGCUCAUGUACGCCAGUAUCUUCGGGAACGUGUCAGCCAUCAUCCAGCGGCUGUACUCCGGAACAGCUCGUUAUCACACUCAGAUGCUGCGGGUGAGAGAGUUCAUCCGCUUCCAUCAGAUUCCCAACCCGCUGCGCCAGAGACUGGAGGAAUAUUUCCAGCACGCCUGGUCCUACACCAACGGCAUCGACAUGAACGCCGUGCUGAAGGGUUUCCCAGAGUGUCUGCAGGCUGAUAUCUGUCUGCAUCUGAACCGGACUCUCCUGCAGAACUGUAAAGCGUUCAAGGGCUCCAGUAAAGGGUGUCUGCGGGCGUUGGCCAUGAAGUUCAAGACCACACACGCCCCGCCGGGAGACACGCUGGUGCACGCCGGAGACGUCCUGACCGCGAUCUACUUCAUCUCCCGCGGCUCCAUCGAGAUCUUACGUGGAGAUGUUGUGGUGGCCAUCUUGGGGAAGAAUGAUAUAUUCGGUGAGCCCAUCAACCUGUACGCACGGCCCGGGAAAUCUAACGCAGACGUGAGGGCACUGACGUACUGCGACCUGCAUAAGAUCCACAGAGACGACGUGCUGGAGGUGCUAGACAUGUACCCGGAGUUCUCCGACCACUUCUGGAGCAACCUGGAGAUCACCUUCAACCUCAGAGACACAAACAUGAUUCCCGGAUCUCCCAGCAGCGAUGAUUCAGACUGCGUCGGCUUCAACAAACUGCGGAGGAGAAAACUUUCAUUCCGACGACGGACAGAAAAAGAUGAUGCCGAUGCUGGAGAGAUCAAGAAGAAUCAGAAACCUGUCCGGAGAGGCAGAAAACAAGCAGCCAGUAACAAGAACGAACUCAAACCGGGGUGGGAGGAGCCUCGCAAUUCUAUCUCCUCCCACUCCAGUGGUGAUGAGGGGGAGGAGCCUGUGCACACAUGCCCCACCCCUCCCACCACGCUCAUGGAUGUGACUGAGGGAGAGGGCGAUCCCAAAAUAGGAAAUACGUGCAACGCCCUAUCAGGUGCAUUCUCAGGUGUGUCUAAUAUCUUCAGUUUUUGGGGUGACAGUCGGGGGAGGCAGUAUCAGGAGGUGCCCCGCUGCAGUCUCCCGUCGCCCUCGCUGCAUCCCAGCAUGCCCCUGCACAGCAUCAGCCGCCAGCAGCGUAGCCAGAUGGAGAGCAGACUGGAGCUGCUGCAGAAACAGCUCAACAGACUGGAGAGUCGCAUGUCGACGGAUAUCGGCGCGAUCAUGCAGCUCCUGCAGAGGCAGAUGAUGCUGGUUCCUCCGUCCUACAGCAGCGUCUCCUCCCCGCCGCAGGUGUCCAUGUCCCCCGAGAUCCUCGUGCAGCCCGUCACGCCGCUGGACUCCAAAACACCGGCUUCUCUCUCACAGUCCUGUGAGUUUCUCAGCAGCUCCGUGGAGCUCCAUCCAGCGGUCAGCGCCGCUCCUCGACCCGGAUUCUCCAGCCUCGGGGCCCGACUGGAGCUGGAGCCCGACCCCGACAUCCACCGGCGCUUCUCCCUGCAGGAGCCACACACGUCACUGAGCUCACAGACGCCACAGAAACACGGCUCAGACCCCGGGAGCUAGAGAGACCACAACAAACCAGACCAAAACCUGGCUCUGGUUUUGCACUGCGGAGGUUCAGAGGUUCACUGGAGGUGGUUUUACUCGUCUUUACUGCUGUCGUCCAGUAUUGGAUAUCCCUAAACAAAUAAUGAUGAUUCUUACUAACUUCAAGUAGCCAUUAUGUCUUGCACUGAAUUUUCCAGACUCUCUCGAUCUUUCUCUUCAAGUCUGCGGCGCUUCCAAAACUGACUGAACUCGUUAGUGUUAGCUGGCCUAACAGAAGAAAACCCUUCUAAUAAUAAUAACCUGUGUGUCUGUCCUGUCAUUGCCUUCAUUUCCUGUGCAUCGAUGAAGGAGGCGGAGCCUCAGGCCCCACCCAAGCACACUGGAUUGGCUGGAUGAGGUGAUUGGCGGGUUUUUAAAGCUAUGAUGAAGCAUAUCAUGUGUUGUGACACUGGAUGAACAAUAUGCAAAGAGCUGAUCGCGCGUCACGUCCCGCUUGGCUUCCGUUCGUUUGUUUUUCAGCUUUUCUUUCAACUCGACGUGAUUUUUGUAGUUAGAACACAUUAGCUUUAGCAAUACCGAAUCCUUUAAACCACAAACGAAACCAAAUAUUGAAGAUUGGGUUGGACCAAAUGUUUUUCGUUGGUCUGUGGUGUUUACGGCCUGCAGUCACAGUCACGUGAUUAUUAAUUAUUAUUUGGUACAUUUAUGAGCUCUUGAACUUGGCAAUGAAUUGGUUUUGGUUUUCCAUUGACGUGUGGACCAAUGAAAAAAAUCAACUUUAUAUACGCUCUUAAGCAUGCGAUAAUAAACACUUUUAAUAUUUAGCCAUUUAUUUUAUAUCAGACUU
Molecule: messenger RNA, 3367 nt
Organism: Sinocyclocheilus anshuiensis
Lineage: Eukaryota; Metazoa; Chordata; Actinopteri; Cypriniformes; Cyprinidae
Gene: kcnh2b
Product: potassium voltage-gated channel, subfamily H (eag-related), member 2b
Exons: 10
Coding region: 1-2535 (844 amino acids)
Biological process (GO): membrane repolarization during cardiac muscle cell action potential; regulation of heart rate by cardiac conduction; potassium ion transmembrane transport
Cellular component (GO): plasma membrane
Molecular function (GO): inward rectifier potassium channel activity
Source: RefSeq, a predicted model, not a curated record